Parnassius apollo (apollo) is the source of this 1074-nucleotide messenger RNA. Lineage: Eukaryota; Metazoa; Arthropoda; Insecta; Lepidoptera; Papilionidae. The record is from the annotation of a GenBank genome assembly.
AUGGAUAAAUGGUUAAUGAAAGGCCAAAACAAAGAAGAUAGUCCUAAGCUUGAACGUAAAAGGAAACCCGAAAAGGAAACAUCAGAGGCUUCAACUUCUAGUAUAGAAGUAGAAUAUGCUGUUCCCAUUCCCAGUUCCAGUUUGACUUCAGUGGGCUUGGCAACAAGUGAGUCAAAUAAUCCACAAACUAAAAAAAUAAAACGCCUGAAUAAAUUUAAUGAUUUAUGGCUUCAAGAACCAAACUUCUUGAGCUGGCUAUGCAAAGAUUCGAAAAUGAAAGAUGGAAAUGAUUUAGCACACUGUAUGCUUUGUUCGGUGUCGAUCAUAGCGCAUAAAAGUGAUCUGAUUCGACAUAUGAAUUCAGAUCGCCAUAAGAAAAAAUCAUUAGAAAUACAGAAUAUUCCAAAAAUUUCAAAUUAUUUGCCAGUGAUGGAUUUAGAAAUAAAUGUACGAAAAGCUGAACUAAAAUUAGCCGGAGCGUUGGCUGAAAAUAAUAUACCAAUAUCAUUUAGCGACAUCUUGGGCCCACUCUGCAAAGAGAUUUUCGCAGACUCAGUUAUAGCUAAAAAUAUGAAUUUACACAGAACCAAGGCGAUGGCUAUAAUAAAUAAUGUUUUAGGAAACACAUUUUUAGAGGAUAUAUAUGAAAAAUUACGCGGAGAAAAAAUGUUCUUUUCAUUAAUAAUGGAUGAAACGACUGAUCAGAGCUCUUUAAAACAAUGCUGUUUUACUGCUGUUGUCUACGAUGAGAAAACCAAUAAGGUAGAGCAUUUGUUUCUGGAUAUGGUGGAAUUGUCAUCAGGAACUGCUAAGGGACUGUAUGACUGUUUACAUCAAAUGCUUCGAAAUAAAAACAUAUCGAUAGAAAACAUGGUAGGGUUUAGUUCAGAUACCACAAACGUGAUGGUUGGAGAACAUUGCUCUGUUUUUGCUCUUCUUAAAAAAGAUUUGCCUCACAUUGCUCUGGUGAAAUGUUCUUGUCACAUGAUACACCUAUCAUCAUCUAAAGCUUGUCUUAAAUUGCCUCGAAACGUUGAAGAUUUUUUUGCGUUCUGUUGGAGCUCACUUCAGUAG